CCCAAAAGCCAAAAAAGAAAGGACUCGUCGACGGCGGUGACAGGGGAUGGGGGAGACGGGAUUCGGGCACAGGAAUACGCACACUUGCUACAGGCCGCUUAGCUUGGCUUAGUGCUCUGGUGAUUGCGAGGACAUGAUGUUGCACUUGCCGAGCAACCACCAGGACGCACCAGGACCUCGAAAAGGGAUGCCAAAUGAGCCAGGGGGUUGAGCCGGCAAAGUGCGUAGCUAUGUCGAGGCUAUAGCCGGUGCCGGACUGGAUUCUGGGCUGGGAAUUCUUGCACUUGCCGCCAGCCGUGCCAUUGUGACACUGCAAGGCCGUGGCAAAUCCAAAUCCGAAAAAUAAGGGAGCAGGAUGCGAAUACGGAUGCGGCAGCGGUGUGGUAUAAAAACGCCGGUUGCCUUCCAAUUGGAACGCAGAAUCGAAUUCGAACGCGAACGAUGCACACGACAGCUCAACUGGAUAGUCUGGAGCAGAAGCGCUCGGCCAGCCUGAUCUUUCGGAUUGAGCAACUCCUGCCCAGCACCAGCAUCACACCGAGCACCAUGACCACUUCGUCGACGGAAACCACAUUGACAGCCACCACGAGCACCGCAAGUCCAGCCAAGCGGAUGAGGAGCAGUCCACGACCAGGUGUUUACACCACGCAAUACACGCCCAAGGAUACCUGCUCCACUGCCAUUCCCACGUCCGCUCUGCUGGGAUCUACGCUCAUGCCCACGGACGGCGGACGCUCCCACUGCCAGCUGUCCAAUGGCGAACUGAUCGUAUCCGCCUCACUGUUGCGACAGAUCAAACUCUCCGAGGACGUGUAUAGCUUCAAUGCCAUCUUCGAGCUGCAUGGUGGCCAGGUACGCGUCCGCUUGGUCAGGGAUGUUGCCCGGGAGGACGAGAUCGUGGCCUGGUUCGGCGAGGAAUUGGUGCUCCUCAUGGGCAUUCCCUUCCUGACGCCGCUAAACAUUCAAGGAAACAGUCGCUACAUGUGUCACCUGUGCCACUUGACCUUCGAGACUCCCCAUCCCCUUAAGAUCCAUUUGGCUCUGGGUUGUGGCCGCAGUGCCAUGGACAUCCUGUGGAUGCGACUGCACUACGCGCUGAAGGCGGCGGCAAGGAGUCACACGGAAACGCAGCAUUCACCCAUUCCGGCGACCUCGUCCACGUCUUCGGCCUCGCCCACCCAUUCGCCACCGCCACAGAUGCCACCCCGGUUCUCCGCCUUCCGUCCCAUUGCAGCACUUACCCAGAGUUUGCCCAUGGCACAAGUGACCACGGCAUCAACACCUCUAUCCUACCUGCCCUCCAUAUCGAUGGCGACGGCACCGUUGUCGACGAAUCCAAUGAACGCAGCUGCCCAGAUCGAGGCCAUAGUCAGCAACAUGGGUGCCUCCAAGCAGGGUCAUCUGUGCAUCUACUGCGGCAAGGUGUACUCCCGGAAAUAUGGCCUCAAGAUUCACAUACGCACCCACACCGGAUUCAAGCCGUUGAAGUGCAAGUUCUGCCUACGACCAUUUGGCGAUCCGAGCAAUCUCAACAAGCAUGUAAGGCUGCAUCUCCAGUCGCAUCCCAGUAGUUCCACGGGAGGAGCCGAUGGUGGAGCAAGUGGUGCCGGCAGCGAUGUGGACAUCGAAGGGGAAACGGAUGCUGAUUACCAGUGCCGCAUGUGCCACAAAACCUUUCCACGGCGCAGGGAUCUGCAGCGACACAUGGAGACUCGGCAUGGUGGACACCAUUCGCAAUCCGAGUCCCGAUCCAGCUCCACCAGCACCUCCAGUACAACCACAAUGACCGCAACGGUGACCACGUCUACUUCAAAAUCCAGCUAGCUACUGGCCGAAAUUUUCGUAGCGCG
Messenger RNA from Drosophila yakuba, 1850 nucleotides. It is a transcript of the gene Prdm13, whose product is annotated as Krueppel-like factor 7. Gene Ontology annotation, cellular component: nucleus. Bases 442 to 1824 code for a protein of 460 amino acids. The record is from RefSeq and is a predicted model, not a curated record. The transcript has 2 exons. Lineage: Eukaryota; Metazoa; Arthropoda; Insecta; Diptera; Drosophilidae.